GGCCGACACUGAGCGCACAAACACUCAUUUCUGCCUCUCCUCCUGCUCGCACGCUCAUCGUAGCACGCUGUCCUGUUGCUGCAGCCUCAGCCUCUCUGUCUCUCCCGUUACACCCUCCUCAGUCCCCCUCCCCCUCACUUUCACACACAUGCGUACCUGCGCUGCCGGAGGGGCUUUUCACCGCAACUUUUCCUGAGGUGCUCGCGUGUGGUUUUUGGGGGAGAGGCGGGUGUCCGGUGUUUCCUCUUUCCUUCUGCUCUUCCUCCUGGAAUGAUAAAACUAGGCUGAUGGACAUUUCCGAACUUUGCAUCCCUGAUUCUCUCAGCUAUCAUAACCAGCUGUUGAACAGAAUGGCCGUUGAAGAGCGGCACAUGCCAUCCAGCUGUGGCUCCUAUAUAAAGACUGAACCGUCAAGUCCCUCGUCUCUGGUGGACACCGCCAGUCACCCCAGUCCAGGCGCUCACUCCGACGCCAGUGGCAGCUACGCCAGCGCAAUCAACAGCCACUCCAACGGCCUAGACUCUCCUCCCAUGUUCACGACCGGUGGGCCGUUAGGCGCGGCAGCGAACGCAUGCCGCAAACGUUACGAGGACUGUUCCAGCACUUUACUGGAUGACCCAGGAUCCAUCAAAUGCGAGUACAUGCUCAAUUCCAUCCCUAAACGCUUGUGCCUGGUGUGUGGAGACAUCGCGUCGGGCUACCACUAUGGCGUGGCGUCCUGUGAGGCGUGCAAAGCCUUUUUCAAGAGAACAAUACAAGGUAACAUCGACUACAGCUGUCCGGCCACCAACGAGUGCGAGAUCACAAAAAGAAGACGCAAGUCCUGUCAGGCAUGCCGCUUCAUGAAGUGUUUAAAAGUGGGCAUGCUAAAGGAAGGUGUGCGUUUAGAUCGAGUACGAGGAGGCAGACAGAAAUACAAAAGGAGAAUGGAUGCAGAAAACACAGCUUACCUGGGGCUCACACUCCCUCCACCAGCCAAAAGACCAUUGACGAAGAUCGUGUCCCACCUGCUCGUAGCGGAGCCAGAGAAGAUCUACGCCAUGCCAGACCCCAGCAUGCCCGAGAGCGACAUCAAAGCCCUGACCACGCUGUGUGACCUCGCCGACCGCGAGCUGGUCGUCAUCAUCGGAUGGGCCAAACACAUCCCAGGUUUCUCGAGUCUGUCUCUGGGAGACCAGAUGAGUCUACUGCAGAGCGCAUGGAUGGAGAUCCUGAUCCUGAGUAUUGUGUUCCGCUCGCUGCCGUACGAGGAUGAGCUGGUGUACGCUGAGGAUUAUGUGAUGGACGAGGAGCAUUCGCGACUCACGGGUCUGUUCGACCUUUACGUCUCCAUACUGCACCUCGUCCGCAAGUACAAGAAACUCAAGGUGGAGAAAGAGGAGUUUGUGACGCUCAAGGCCAUCGCGCUCGCCAACUCUGACUCCAUGCACAUAGAGGACGUGGAGUCGGUUCAGAAGCUCCAGGACGCUCUUCAUGAAGCUCUGCAGGACUACGAGAGCUGUCAACACACAGAAGACCUUCGACGAGCCGGAAAACUGCUCAUGACGCUGCCUCUGCUGCGACAGACCGCAACCAAAGCCAUUCAACACUUCUACAGCAUCAAGAUGCAGGGCAAGGUGCCCAUGCACAAACUCUUCCUGGAGAUGCUGGAGGCCAAAGUCUGAUUGGCCGGCCACAGCAUCAUCCUGUGACAUCAUCAAGGCUCCAGCGAAUGAGUUGUGACAGAGACACACUGGCUAGGGAGCACGCACGGUCUUCCGACGGACACGCAGGUUGCAGACGUUCCUCUCAUGUGUCCUUGAGACAUGAGACAUUUUUAAAGACAUGAAAAAACAAAAAAAUAUAUAACUUAGUUAAAAGUAUAAAUAUAAAUAACAAAAAAAAUGAUAAUUUAAAAAUCUAUAACAAAUUAUAUGUACUUGUACAGUAAUGCUUUUUUUUUUUUUUUUCAUGAUCUGUGGUUAUAUAUGAUGAAAGAAACUUCUGCAAGUCAUUUCAGAGUGAACUGUCUCACAUACUGUUGGUGGUCAUUUGAUUUGGUUCUGCUUUCAAAAACCUUUCCCUCUGUAUGUUUCACAAAUAACCCCACGUUGAACAUAUAUAAUUGUUCAGCGCCCCGGACAUCACUAUGACACCUUGAGGACUUGUAAAUAUUCAAGGCAAUGAGCUGUGGGAUGAGGCCAUUGAGUGGACAAUGAAACGUUGGACAAAAUUCAGCCAUUUGUUGCCCGGAACUGACAUCCUUAAAUAUACCUCUAUGGAAUGGUGAAUCCUGGUCUUCUGGAAGUCUCAUCCUAUAUCCGGGAGGACAAACAUUAGUAACAUGAUUCUCCUGUCGCCGGGACUUGAGUCAGCAUACUCUGUAGUAAAUCAGCAAUAAAGUCAACAGCUGGUUGACGUCCAAUGAACUUCUUUGCUUGUCAUGCAAGAGGGUGAGGUACGUCCUCCUCCUGUGUUGCACUGUACUCCUUUUUUAACCUACUUGUUUUUAUUGUGGUUGAAGUUUUGGCCUAAAUUCAGUUGAUGUGGCAAAGCUGGCACUCUUAUGUUAGCUGGUGAGUCUUCACGGGGUACCCAAUUUUGCCCCUGUGAAGGUAGGGGUCGAGCGAGGGAUCAUUGGGUAAAGUGGGCUUUAGAUGGAGGGAAGAAGGCUUCAAAGGAUUUACGAUGAGUGGCAGAAGUCCAUGAGAUUCCUUGUUCAAACAAUCAGACACCAUAUGUCAAACAGCCUAUUUUGGGCUCGUUAAGCCACUGGCAGAGCCAAACCGCUCAGAGAGGAAACGAGGUGCUCAUCAUCUGCUUGGACCCCUGUAGAGGCUGCCAGGACUUUUAUAGCCAUGUAUCCAAAUAAAGGUGGGCAGGUGCAGGUCUUUAUCACCAGCUUUAUUUUUAGGUCUUGGAAGAUGACUGCGGUCUAAAUAGUGGGAGUCUCUGACCACAUGUUGAAGCAAUAGCAUUGUUACACGCUUCUAAAAUGGCAGCCCCUUAUUACACCUUUGGUCCACUUGAAGUUUCUGGCUGUGAGAACCGCCAGAGAUGAUGACCCUAAACCACAACGUUCAGUCAGACUGCGCUCCAUUCAACUCAGAGUUCCCAAUCUCCUGCUUGGCAUAGUGCAAUAAAAUGCCAUUUGAAGUCAGGUUUCCAACAUGGAAACUCUGGGAAAGCUAUUCUAAUCCUUUGUCUGCAACGUCAUGGAACAUUGCGGAACCCAGAAAGGUGUACACAGUUAGCAUUAAACAUAAAGCCCUUUUCCAACAAUGGGCCAAAUGGUUCUGAGCAUAGUGAGUCAUUGAUCAGCUAGCAUUUCCUUUGGAGCAUGGUUCAGUAUGGUACAAUUACAAACUGUACCCGGCCAGGAUAUCUAGGCUGGUGGAACCCCUGUAGUGAUGUGGCUAUUCACGACUGGUAAAUCAGUUAGUCCAUUCUAAUCCUGAUUUCACAGUACCACAGUGCAAAAAGAUUGAUAUGCAACGGCACGGUUCAACAACGAAAACCAUUUGGAUCGAUGGUGGAAAGGUGGCUUUUGACUUUUUAGCAAAUAAAAAUGAAUCAAUGAUGAGGAAGUUACUACUGUAUUUUACAUUAUAAUAAAACUUGCUUAUCAGACUAAUCAAACAUCUGCAGCUUAUGAAUCACAGUCAAUUCAAUUGUAAGUUGAUAAUCGUACACCUACACUACAAAACAAAUAUCAGUGCUUUGGCCGUUUGGUUUUUUUAUGACAUUUUAUAAGCAUCGGACAACAGAAUGCUUUGGUCAGAAGUUGUAGAUCUCAAGAAGGAUAUCCCACAUCCUGACUGAUCUCACUGUGAAUUUGGCAAGAGUUUGUAGAGAGUUCUGUUACAAAACCAGCCUGUACUUACCGUAACUGUGAGCAAAGCUGGAAGUGUCGCUGAACGUAUCCAGUGUUGGGGUGAAAUGUCCAGAGAGAGGUGCCAUAAGCGAGUUGUAUUUUUUAGUUGUAAAUAAUGUAAUACAGUCAACAGGAAUGCAUAUUUUAUGAACUCUACCACCUAACCCAAACCCCAACCCAAUGGAGUACAAAUGAAAUUUUAGAUUGAAAAUGCAACCUCUGUCAGUAGAACCAAAGGGAGAGGUGAUCACAUCUGAAGUGAGCAAAAAUUUCUAAUCUGCAUUUGCGUACUUGCAUAGACUCUCAGGCCUGCAUGAAAAUGACGUGACUGUAUCAACAUUUUUGCAAAAUUAUAUGGCAUGGUUCAUUACAUGUUUUGCGGCAGUGCCGAGACGAAAUGUCCCCUGUGUGGCACUAAAAGCAAGUUAAAAUUUCGGUUUUAUCGACCUAGCCUAAAUCUUAAAUUAUGAACUGAUAAUCUGACAUUUUUCUUGUGCUUUGUGUAAGAGGGUGUAAACAUCAUUGUUUUAGUGCCUCAGUUUUCAUUUCACCAGGAAACUGCAACGAUACUUACAACAAGCCACCUAAAAAUCAUUUCGCAAAAAUGUAGGAAUGUGAUUCUAUGAGACCUGGUUGGGAGAACCUUUCAUGAAACAAACUUUACACCGGGUUCACACAUCCUCCGUGACUGGGGCGUGAGCAGCGUGUUUUACUUUCGGCAGAUGACACAGUUUAGUGAGGUGAAGGGUCUCAGAUGCGGAUAGUUUCGGUGUUGAGCCUAUUUAGCCGCGGGGCUCACAAUGAGCUCAGCGGCUCUCGGCAGUCCAACGCUAAAAUAAUCAAGAGAAUAUAAAGAAAACAGUAAAGCAAAUCUAAAUUAUUCAAACCGAACCUAUAGUACACUACAAUUUAUAUGUCUGCAUGCAAGAAAGCUCAAUAAAAUAAAUAAAGAAUUAAUAAACAGCCGGACCUUUUGCCAUUCUGUGUAUAGUAUGUAGACGUACAGUAUAGACACAAAAUUAACCAAUCACAACCAAGUGUGCUGACAAAGAUGAAGUGCACGUGACUGCCCGCUGUUGUCCUUGAAGCAGCAAUAACCUCAGUUUAAAAUGACCUUAUUAAAGAUGUAAUUUGGCGUAGGACCCCACAGAUGACUUAAUUUCUUGCGUAGAGGCGCUGCUGUUUCUCACGGAAGAGCCGCGGUCAAUGGGAACAUCCAACGCUACGGCCACACUCACGCGCCUCUCACGGAGGAUGUGUGAACCUGCCAGUAAGCGUUCCUGCUUAAGUGCAGACAGCGCUCUUUUAUCAUACUUAAUUUUGUUUCAAAUCUGUUGAGGAUGGUCCAUACAUCGCAAACACAACACUUAACAUGGACAUUAAUGAACAAAUAUGCAACAUUCACAUAGCUACCUCAUCACUUGUUUGGACAAACUGUAAAUAGUCAAAACUCCUUGUUACCUUUUCACAAUGCCCUUUAUUUAGACUGUUGUCAGCAGGCUGUUCGGUUGUUUUUGUGCGAGCAUUGUGACAGAGUAUCUGGUAUUAAAAGAAAGGUAGUCGAUAACUAGGUUAGCUCUGCCUGCAGUGCUGUCGGCUAUUUACAUCCGCUCCAUUAUGUGUAGAUCACACCACACACCAAACACACACUACAUAUCCUUUCUUGGGUGCUCAAUGUUUUUCUCUUUUUCUUUUGACAAUGGGAUAAUAGUCAACUUUAUGUUCUAUGAAAAAUACAGAUCUGUGCUAAAUGUUUUUAAGAUAUAUAAUCCUUUAUUUGUACAUCUCCCGUCAUGUGUUCCUACUGAAAAACCACAGUUUUUCUGUCUGCUUAAACAUCUUGUGUAGUUUGAACUGAGCAUGAUCAGGUCCGAAUUGGUCCCUCAAUGGUCACGUCAAAAUGACGAAAGCUUUUCUGUUUCUCCUAAUGAUAUUCAUUGUGUAUGAUACUGUAUAUCACUUUGGUCACGCUGUACAAUAAUAUUGUUCAUUUAACAAAGAACUGUCAAAUUCUUUUUUAUGUAAAAAAAGAAAAGGUAAUGAAGAAAAGAUGU
Xyrauchen texanus (razorback sucker) is the source of this 5907-nucleotide messenger RNA. Its product is annotated as steroid hormone receptor ERR2-like. NCBI's taxonomy places the organism in Eukaryota, Metazoa, Chordata, Actinopteri, Cypriniformes, Catostomidae. Gene Ontology annotation, cellular component: nucleus. The transcript is spliced from 7 exons. Gene Ontology annotation, biological process: regulation of DNA-templated transcription. The record is from RefSeq and is a predicted model, not a curated record. Gene Ontology annotation, molecular function: steroid binding; zinc ion binding; nuclear steroid receptor activity. Bases 288 to 1664 code for a protein of 458 amino acids.